Messenger RNA from Trypanosoma brucei brucei TREU927, 252 nucleotides. RefSeq lists its product as hypothetical. The transcript has a single exon. The coding region runs from base 1 to 252 and encodes 83 amino acids. Lineage: Eukaryota; Euglenozoa; Kinetoplastea; Trypanosomatida; Trypanosomatidae. The record is from RefSeq and is a predicted model, not a curated record.
AUGAAACAACAAAUAACAAAAAUCAAUAAACAACGAAAGUUAAGAGGGAAAUCAACGAAAGCUCACCACAAUACAAAGAAACAUACAAAAACUGUUCCACUAAUUUCCACUCUUGUUGAUACGCGACAGCGGGUUCUAUUGGCUCAAGCUCAUCCAUGCAAACACAAAUACAGUUCCCAAAGUGCUUCACCCCUAAGUCCCACUGCAUCCUCAAUGUUAUGGAAUACAUCAGUUAACAAAAAAAAACAAUAA